AUGUCCGAACAAGCAUUGCCGCAGUCACGCGUGGUGCGACGCCGAAAUCCACGCCCCAUCAAUUCCUGCGUUGAAUGCCGUACGCGUAAAAGUCGAUGUUCCAAAACACACCCUUGUCAAAACUGCACCGCCUUUGGACGAGAAUGUGUCUUUAUCACGGUGCCGGAGAGCGCGGCACGCAAGAAGCAGAGGGAAAGGGAGCAGGCUAGUAAGAGCAGCGCAGAGUGGACGCAGCCGAUCCCCCUACGCACCAAUAGUUCAAGCACCGUUCAGAUCGAAAAGUAUGAAUCAAAAUAUGAUCAAGAUAAGACUGCAAGUACAACCACCCCCGGAACGCCACCUAGAGAUUACGAGUGGGAGGCGUAUCAGCAAAGUGUGCAGGUGGAUCAAUUCGAUGGCGGUGCUGCGUGGGAGCAAUUACCCGCCGAACCGGAAGAGACGCCCGACGAUGUGUACGAAGAUGAAGACGACGACGAAAUGGAAGUUGCAACUGAUCUGACGAUUCGCAUUGGGAGAAUGAUCAUAUGUGAAAACAUUACCGGCUUCUUUAGACCGCAGUAUGCGGAAGAGCUUGGAAAGCUUUUGUCAGACCAUCCUCCAUCGACAUCCUCAGUCGCAGGACAGAGAGCAUCACAAGCUUCAGCCUUGUUAUCAGCAGAACAUAUGCCAUCUCUCUCACCAUCUCUCAAUCUUCUCCUAGGUGGCUCGAUCUCCAAUUCCUCAAACAACGACAUUGAGCCCCCUCUGCUUCCGUCGAGGAUGGAGGCCGAAGCCCUUCUGAACCGGUACAUAGAGGCUGUCAGUCCUCUUGCUCACGUGCUACACAUCCCGUUCUGCAAACGACUUUUCGAACGCUUUUGGAUGAACAUCGAGGUUGGAACUGCAAAUCCGAACUCAUGUACAGCAUUGAUGCUAGCUGUUUGCAUGGCUGCCGCUGCAUCCGUUUCCCCGCUUCAGGCCAAAUCACAAUUCGGCAUCACCAAAGAAGACUUAUUCCUGAGGCUCCAGAAAGCGACUGAACGAGCACUCCUCCGCGCGAAUUGGGCUAAGACGUCCAACAUUCGGACGCUCCAAGCUUUGACUAUCUAUCUCAUACCUCUCUGCAGAGCUCAGAUCUCUCGCGCCACCUCUGUCGUAGUGGGCGCCCUCGUGCGUCUAGCCCAAUGCAUUGGUAUCCACCGCUUGUCACAUUCCUCCGCGCAUACCCUCACCCCGCUUCAACGCCACGUUCGCUCUCUCUUAUGGUACCAAAUCUGCUUUCUGGAUUUCAAAACUGCCGAAGCGCAAGGCCCACACCCCUCCAUCCGCUCGGACGACUUCGACAUCCCCUUACCCCUCAAUGUCGACGACGAUGUCUUCGAAUUUGGAUCGCCGCAAUGGCAGCACAAUCCCACCUCCGUGCAAGGUUGGACAGACGCGACCUUGUCCUUGAUACGGUACGAGUGCAACGAGAUUCACCGGCUGAUCUUCAGAGGCCGGAUAGAAAUCGACCGCAAAGCCAUCACCUUGCACGAUCUAAGAGCACGGGUGGAAGCGAAGAAGCGACACAUACAGCAGAGGUACUUGCACCACCUCGAUGCCUCGGUCCCCAUCCAGCGCUACGCCGGCCUCGUAGCAACUUGUCUUAUGGCCCGCUGCGACUCCAUGCUCCUCUACCGACAUCUCCCGCAAGCCUCGCCACACCCACGCUCCGACUCCGAGAACCGUCUUCGCGACGUUCUCCUCACCGCUGCCUUAACAACCCUCGAAAUCGGCGCCACGCUCGACACAUUACCCUCGCUAUCCUCCUGGGCCUGGUACAGCACCACAUACCAACAAUACCACGCUGUACUCUUGCUUCUGACAGAGCUCUACCGCACCCCGGAUCUAGACCGGAAAGACAGUAUGAUGACGAUAAUCGACCACAUCUUCGGCCACUGUUACGGCGUCGGCGUCCGCGAACGCUGCGCAGACCUCCUCUGGACGGUGAAAGAAAACCUCGAAGCUUUCUACAUCAUGAAGGGCAUUCCUAAAAAGUCCGCCGCGCCGCCACAGCAACAUCCCACGUUACAACCAUUGCCCCAACCGGGAGCACUGAACCGCUCGCAGUCGAGCGUCACGAGCCCCGAUCUGGGCAUCGGUAUGACGGGUCUGCAGACGCCGAUGGAUAAUCUAAAUGUGGACUUUGAGUCGCUGCUGGGGAGUUUGAGUGCACAGGGGAGUGGGGUCGGAGAGGGCGAUCUAAACGGAUUUUUGGCAGGGUUGCAGAGGGGGAAUGAUGCUAUCUUUAUGCCGGCCGAUGCGUCGAACGUUCAAAACGGGACGAGAGAUUGGGACGACAGUGCGCAGCCUGGGCUACAGCAAUGGGACAAUUGGACUUUCCCCAACCAGACUCAAAAGUUUGAGUAA
Didymosphaeria variabile is the source of this 2388-nucleotide messenger RNA. RefSeq lists its product as uncharacterized. The transcript is spliced from 3 exons. Lineage: Eukaryota; Fungi; Ascomycota; Dothideomycetes; Pleosporales; Didymosphaeriaceae. Gene Ontology annotation, biological process: DNA-templated transcription; regulation of DNA-templated transcription. The coding region runs from base 1 to 2388 and encodes 795 amino acids. Gene Ontology annotation, molecular function: zinc ion binding; DNA-binding transcription factor activity, RNA polymerase II-specific; DNA binding. The record is from RefSeq and is a predicted model, not a curated record.